UGAGAUAACACAAAACUAACCGUCUAUGUGAAAUUAACACAAUGGAGAAUAUAAAAAAAGUUUCGUGCGUUCAGUACAUAACAGAAGCGGACAUCAAAUUGAUUGUUACCAAAUAUGGGUAUGCAAGCACUGCCAUUGAAAAAUACGACGUACACUAUGCAAGUGACAAAAUGAUUGGAUUUGUGGCGGACUAUUUGAAAUUACAAAUAUCUGUAACUUCAAACGAUACACGAAAAUUGUUGAGUUUCUUCGUUAAAGCAAUAUCUAAGACAAAUGAGGCUAAAGCGAACAUGGCUAAGGAUUUUGGGGCCCUUGAAAAGGAAAUAUUAUUUUAUGAUGUUAUUAAAAGGAAUUUAGCAGUACCAGGUUUGAAACCUUGGAGUCCACACUUUGUAACAUGUCUGCAAGACGCUGUAGUUUUCGAAGAUUUAUCGGCUCUACAAUACGAGAUGAGAAGUAGAUAUGAAAAAUUUGAUAAACAGCAUACCUUACAAGCACUUCAAGCACUGGCCAGAUUCCACGCCGGCUCCAUCGUCUUCGAGGAAGCAAAAAGUAAAGAAUUUCAGCGACCUUAUACAGUCAAUGAACAAUAUAAGGAAACUUUAGGAAGAGGUGGAUACAUAGAAACCGAUCCUUGGUUCAUUCAAUGCAGAACUGCUGCCUUAGAAUCCGUAAAAGCCUUUUCAAAGUAUAGAUUUAAUGUAGAUUACAUGAAAGUCAUUGAAAACCGCUGGAGUAUCGUUUUUAACUCCGCUUUAUCUUUAGCAGAUCCCUCUUCAGAGCAUCGUAACGUUAUAUGUCAUAGAGAUUUGUGGAACAAUAACAUUUUAUUUCAUUACGAGAGAUUAGAGGAUAACAGUGCUAUGCCUGAUGAUUGCGUAUUUGUGGACUUUGUGGCAGCGCGCUGUAUGCCCCCUGCAGGGGACGUCAUGCAACUACUUCACUGCAAUCUGAAUCCUCGCUUCCGGAAAGACAAUCUUCAUACUUUCUUGAACUACUACUACGAUGAACUCAAAGUUAUACUGGAGAGCAAUAAUAUUGAUAUCCUAAAUAUUAUGAGCAGACACAAAUUUAUGACUUCAGCAAAAGAGCAAAAUCUAUGGGGUGUUGUAACUCACGCUUGUUUAGUGCAAAUUUUUUGGAUGAAUGACGAUAUAACGACAAACGCUUUUGCGGAGUCCGCACAAUUUCAUAAAGUAAUGUACCAAGACAAAGCGACUUAUAUUAAAAAUAUAAUGCAAAAGGACGAGGAUUACAAGAAGAUUCUCAUGGAAGUAUUUGAAGAGUUUAUUGAAGAUUAUCUUCUAAAUGAAGAUUAACUUAUAAUAAUGACAAAUCACUAUUAUGCUACUACAGUAACUACACAGGUAUAUUAUAAAAAUAAAAUAUUAUAGGACAUUCUUACACAGAUUGACUAAGUCCCACGGUAGGCCCAAGGAAGCUAAGGA
This is a messenger RNA of Cydia strobilella, 1448 nucleotides long. RefSeq lists its product as uncharacterized. NCBI's taxonomy places the organism in Eukaryota, Metazoa, Arthropoda, Insecta, Lepidoptera, Tortricidae. The record is from RefSeq and is a predicted model, not a curated record. The transcript is spliced from 2 exons. The coding region runs from base 42 to 1319 and encodes 425 amino acids.